AUGGCGGCUUCACGUCGACAGCGCACCUAUGCCGUCGACACGACACAGGAGCAUAAACCAGGCUUAACACUGCUCUAUGUGGUCUUUAUGUGUCCCAUAUGGGCGCAGUUCACACUGAUAGUCUCAAUAAAUGCUGAAGACCAAAAAACAAACAUCCAUGAUGAUCUAAAGAGUGGAGGUUUGAACCGCUGCACACCCUGUUCCUCCUCAGAAAACCAGAACUUGCCUGACGACAGCUCGCUUCAGCCUGAAUCCGCCUCCCUCGGUGACAACGCUGUCAGCGCCGACGAUGAAGGAGGGAAGAGGAGUCACAAAUUUCAAAGCUGUGAGGACGAUGAGGAGGAGGGACACCUGGUCUAUCACAUCGGCCUGGUGAUGAAAGACAGAUAUGAAAUCAUGACUACACUUGGAGCAGGAGCUUUUGGGAAAGUGGUUGAGUGUAUGGACAGGGAGAAAAAUGAGCGCGUCGCUGUGAAGAUUGUGAGGAACAUCGACGUGUUCAGAGAAGUGGCGAAGUCUGAAGUGGCCGUGUUGGAAGAGAUCAACAGUCUGGACGAUGACAACAGAUUUGCCUGUGUGAGGAUGCUGGACUGGUUCGAGUACCACGGUCACAUCUGCAUCGUUUUCGAGCUGCUCGGCCUCAGCACCUUCGAGUUCCUCCGACAAAAUGAGUUUCUGCCGUUCAGCGUGGAGCAGAUCAGACACAUGGCCUUCCAGCUCUUCAGAGCCGUCUGCUUCCUCCAUCGUAACAAGCUGACCCACACAGAUCUGAAACCAGAGAACAUCCUGUUCGUCUGCUCCGAUUAUGACCUCGAGUUCAAUAGCGAGACGAGGUCUGAGACGAAGAAGCUGAGGAGUCUGGAUGUGAAAGUGGUGGAUUUUGGCACCGCCACAUUUGACCACCAGCACCACGAGUCGCUGGUGUCCACGCGCCAUUACCGAGCUCCAGAGGUCAUACUGGAUCUGGGUUGGAACCAGUCCUGUGAUGUUUGGAGUCUGGGCUGUGUGCUCAUGGAGUUUUACCUGGGACGGACUCUCUUCCCGACUCAUGACAGUUUUGAACAUCUGGCCAUGAUGGAGAGAGUCCUGGGGCCGAUUCCUCCACACCUGCUCAGACAGACAAAAAAGCAGAACUACGUGCACAACGAGCAUCUGAACUGGGAUAAGCAGAGCUCCUCAGACGACUACAUCAGGAAACACUGUCAGCCGCUGAAGCAGUGUAUGUGGAGGAGGAACGAGGAUGAGAGGCAGCUGUUCGACCUGCUCAGCUGCAUGUUGGAGUACGACGUCUGCAGAAGGAUCACCCUGGAGGAGGCGCUGUGGCACCCGUUCUUCAGCCCGAUGAGGACGCAGAGCAAACAGCGCAGCUAG
Messenger RNA from Cheilinus undulatus (humphead wrasse), 1371 nucleotides. RefSeq names its product dual specificity protein kinase CLK2-like. Gene Ontology annotation, cellular component: nucleus. Gene Ontology annotation, biological process: protein phosphorylation; regulation of RNA splicing. The coding region runs from base 1 to 1371 and encodes 456 amino acids. The record is from RefSeq and is a predicted model, not a curated record. Gene Ontology annotation, molecular function: ATP binding; protein tyrosine kinase activity. Lineage: Eukaryota; Metazoa; Chordata; Actinopteri; Labriformes; Labridae. The transcript has 12 exons.